This is a messenger RNA of Misgurnus anguillicaudatus (oriental weatherfish), 3831 nucleotides long. Lineage: Eukaryota; Metazoa; Chordata; Actinopteri; Cypriniformes; Cobitidae. The record is from RefSeq and is a predicted model, not a curated record.
GGUGUGCACCACAAGUGUCUGGGCUGCUCCCAAAAGGGAAGUGAAAUGUCAUUACAUCCAAACGCCAGAGGGCGCUCUUGUGCAGAAACUCAGUUUGCGCUGUAGACGAAGAACCAUACACGCAGCUUUGGCAUCCAGGAAAUGGCUUAAGGAUAUAUUUUACAUUGCUGUUCUUCAAACCUUUUCAGCAAGGCUGAGCUCCUCGAGAGGAAAGAAAAAAUGAAGAGUAUCUUAAAGGACAAACGAUUUCAGAAGCCUGAGGCCAGUCUGAGUAACUCUAUUGGAGCUGUACGAUGGGCUCUGCCUGAUGAGGAUGUUUCGCUGCACAGCUCCGCUCCCAGCAAGAGAACAUCCAUUCCUAGACAAAAGGACCUGAAGGAUCUCCGGAGCUUGCAGGAAUGUGUGAAGUUUAUCACUCAGUGGAAACAGCAGGUGGAACAGGUGUGCAAGCCUGACACCAAUGGAGACGAAGUUCAAAAUAUUUAUGUGAAUGCCGAGCCCCGGAGGUUGGAGCAAUGUCGAAAGCUUAUCCUUGAAUGGGCACAGGAGCUCAAGAAAGCUGAAAAUAUGUAUAGUGAAAGACCAUGGCGACAAAGAGGUGCAAGCAGUGAGCAGAAAGAAAGCAAGACAGACUCUAUAAAACACGCAGACCAGAGGAUCAUGGAGUGGGCGAAAGAGCUGCAGACUGUGUCAGAGCGCUUCGGUGUAACGAGAGAGGAAUUAAUUCAGCUGUUGAGGCAGCUGGAACUGAGGAAGAAGAAAGUUCUGCUGCCUUUUCUGGAGUUCUUAACUUGGUCCGUGCUAAAGGAGGACAACAAGGAUGCUGUUCCACAGAUGUGGCUCCUUAGCAAACAACGUGUCUGGAAAACAGGAAUGCCCAAAUACAUUCCAAACUCAGUGUGGAGCUGGAUCUACAGUGCAUCAGCCGACAUCACAUUGGACCCCAUGACUAACCAUCCUUGGCUGCAGAUGUCGGAGGACAGGAAGAAGGUUCAGGAAGCUUUAAGUGAAACUGAAGUAUCAUUCAGCACUCAGCGCUUCGACAGCUGGCCUUGUGUUUUGGGCUGGGAGGGGCUCUCAUCCGGUCGUCACUAUUGGGAAGUUGAGAUUGCCAACAACGGCUACUGGCGUAUCGGGGUGACCACCGCUUCCUCCAAAAGGCAUGGCCGCUUUUCCAUGAACCCUUCUGAGGGCUUCUGGGCAAUAUGGAGAAGCACACGGGAGUUUUUUGCAUGCACCAAACCAGAGACUCCGCUACCCCUGAUGCUUGUGCCCAAAAAACUGGGAGUCUAUCUGGAUUAUGAAGAAGGACAAGUGUCUUUCUACAAUGUAGAGACACAGUCGCAUAUCUUCACAUUUACCACAAGUUUCGGUGAAAAGAUGUACCCGCUCUUUUCACCGCUGGAUGGACGCACGGUUUUAACACUGUCCACGCCAACUGAAAUAGCAGCGUUAUAGAAAUAAAAAAUUACCACUUUUAAUCCAAUUAACUGACUUCUUUUAAUAAGGGGCUCGUGAAGGGAAGUAAGUUGCACGUUUGUGAGACCAGUUUGUAGGUAAUAAUCCACAUUUUAGCCGUCACAGCAGAAUGGAAAAAUGAGAAACUGAUAUUAACUCUUUACAAAACUAAAGGAACAGAUCCUUAAGAAACUGUAGAUAAAUCAUUUGGGUGGUAAAUUUUAACUUUAUCAUGGUCUUGCAGAUAUGAGAUGUAGAUUAUAUUUACUAUUUACCCUUAGAAAUGUGUCAUGGUGUCCAUGUGAACAUGGUUUACGAUAUAAAGGCAUUUAUUAUUGAAUUUCACCCGACAAAUAUACCCGACUCAUAAAAAUGAUUGCUAUAUGGCAUGUCUCUAGAUUUUACACACACAUUUUAGCUUACAUGAAUCUUUACAGAUUAGACUUAGUAAUUUUUUAUCCAUAUUAACUUUAACCAUUUAAUUAUUGUGCCCUGAAUGAUUUAAAUGAUAAAAUGUCAUUCUAGACCCUUUUAGCUCAGUGUUUAUCAACCUGGGGGCUAAAAUACAAAAUACAUAAAAUAAAACAAAACAAGCAUUAAACUGAAUUAACUUACAAUGAAUAUAUUUCUCAGUGUUUGGUAUUGUUUAUAUAACAAAUGUACAUCUACAUAUGCUCUCACAUAAUUAAAGAGUUUGGUUCCAAAAUGAGAUACAUUUUUAAAACUUUUCAAAAAUCUCGUUUGGACAAAGGGGGUGGACUUAAAAUCAAACGUUUGAGAUCCACUGUCCAUUUCUGUACCUCGUGAAACAUUUUAUAUUAGACUUGUUCGACUUAACGCGGCGCCGAAAAAACGACAGCCGUAUGACGUCAAGGUUCCGCGAGAGCAAUUUAAAGCAAACUCCUGCGUAUGAUUUCGCGAAUCGCUCUCGCGGUGCUUUGACGUCAUCCGGCUGUCGAUUCUUGCGGUGCCACAUAAGGUCGAGCAGGCCUAUUGUCUCCCUGAUCUGACAGACCCUGUCAGUCUGCCUAGCGCGGCAUAAAGUCAAACACGCAUAGUGUAAAUAAUAAAUACGACAGUGCAAUCUGAUUGGUUAAAAUGCUGUAGGUAUUUACAAUAGCGCUGUUUUCUAGCAAAUAUUUUUCUUAUCAGCGCCAUCCGCACCUCGUCCACCACUAGUAUUUUGAAUAAAUCCUCAGUGUGCGUUGUGUGUUUAAAUACAGUCACGUGGCACAUAUGCUUUUUUAACGUGACCAGAUCAGUGAACGUGACACAGAUGCGUUUCCAUGGUUUCCAUGGAACGUUCCUAUUAUGACGUCAUAAAGAAGAGCGUGGGCGGUCUGAAGGUAUAUAAAGCGCAGCGUUCCACGAAUCGAGUCAUUCUGAGGUAAGUAUCAACGGGAUGGCAAACUUCUGAAACACCCCAGGUUAAAAUACUCAAAGGUAACGCGGUUAGAAAACAUUGUUAAAUCGUGGAAGAAAUACUUGUGUUAGAUGUUGUUAGCUGUUUUAUAUGUAAUAUUUAUAUAUUUAAGUAUUAUUUUUAUUUAAUAUCUAAAUAUUAAACUUAAUGUUAGAUGGUAAUAACGUUACGUGCUAUCGUAUGAAACAAUAACAUGAUUUUUAAAUGACCGGGCAACUAUUUGUAAGUUACAUUACUAAAACAUUUUCAAAACAAACCCAUCCUGAUUGAGAUUUGCCACGGUUGUGUUUGGUGUUUGCUCUUAGAUUCUUUUAUUUUUUUCUUAACUCAGGUGCAGCGCCCUCGGCGGGACUCGCGGCUGUCUGUCCAUAGUUUAUUGUGUUUAGACCAUAGGUUUAGACAGAAUCUAGAAUAGUGGCCUGUAUGAUAAAGGGCGGGCAGGGGGCUGCAGUUCACCCCAGGGUCUAAGAGUUAAAAGUAGGGUGUGCACUGUAAGGUAGGACGGUCGGAAGCAGUGCAGGCCCUAGAUUUUUUAAAUCUAAUUUUCGAAGUAUUUAAUGGUAAACACCAAUGUGAUUUAAGCAAAUAAAUAAAGGAUUGUCUUUUCAAAAAUAUGUUAGGUUGGAUAGGAAACCGCUUCCUUUAACUUAAACUUUAAAUAAUAAUAGUAAUAAUAAACGUUUAUAAUAUAGUAUUAAAUAUAUAGUAUAUUUUCUAUAGGAUUAGCUAUGUCUGGCUCUCUCUCAAGGGGUUUUUUCUCCCUAGGACUUUUUCCCCACAGGGUUUUUCUCCUAGGAGUUUUUUCAACCCCUUGAGAGCCAGCUGACAUUAGUUUAACUUAGAGCUUUCUUCUAUUACGUUACAUUAAUACUACUUCCUUUUUAUUAAUGUAAAGCCGUUUUGUAACAACUAAACAAUUGUGAAAGCAAAUAAAAUUGAAUUGACUCAAA